GCCGUGCUGGCCACGUCUCCCAUCCUCCUCUCCUCCUCGCCACCGCCUGCUAGUCUGUGCUUUACCAUCCUAAACGACGUCAGAGAGGGCCAGGAACGAGAGGCGCAGGGACAAGGUUGAAAUCGACUCGACGCUUUUCCUUCCUUCGCACACGCCAGUUACGCCCUUCUGCUUUUCCUCCUACCUCGAUCAGGCUGUGUUGCUCGGUGCAACGCGCAGACGGCCGGGAUGACCCACUUCGGCGACUUCGAGCCUCUCUGCCACCAGGUCCCUUCCUAUCCCUGGUGCAAUCUCUUCUACCGCCAGCUCCAACAUCACAACAGCUCUGUCCUCCAGGGCGACUCCGCAGAUCCAUCCGCCGCUCCCGUCGGUAUCAACCCAGAAUGCGGUAUCGCUCAAGCAGGCCACGACGGCUCCCUCGCCAACAUCGCGAACAUCAUCGCUUGCGCACUCAGCAUGAUCCUCGUCGUGCUCCUCGUCUUCUGGACCAGCCGUAGAAGGGCCGCCGUCGGCCGUGUCGAGUUCCGCUUCUUCCUCGUCCUUUACUUCCUCACCCUCCCCUUCCAACUUAUUUCUACCGGCUCCUUCCUGCAGCAAGGAUCAACAGCCCUCACCGCGAUCACCGCCAUCCACGCCGGCCUAGUAGCCGCCACCUUCUGGGCCCUUCUUGCCAAUGCUAUCGUGAGCACACAGGUCGUAGAGGAUGGCACGCUUAGUUCGAUCGUCCCAUUCAAUUUCUUCAAUCUUGCCUUCUUUAUCGCCACGGGCUACAUCGCCCUCGACGUUGGCUUCUCCUUCACAUCCGUCUUCGGGCCAUCAAACCCGCCGGCAGACCUUCAUAGUAUCCCGCUAUUCGUGCUCACCAGCAUAUGGCCGGGCGCCGCUGCGAUCCUCUACUUUGCGAUCAUGACCUACGUCGUGCUCGCCAUGCUCAACGAGGUCCGCCCGAUGUGGUACUUCGUCCUCGCCGCCGUCCUCUUCGUCCUCUCCCAACUGGACUUCUUCCUCCUGAGCAAGGUCAUCUGCAAGGGCGCAGCACACAAGGUUGACGGCACCUUCGUUGCCACCGUGCUGGAAACCGCCGCCGUCGCCGUGCUGUACUUUGCGUGGCGAAGCAUUACGGAAGAGUCGUGGGAGGACGACAUGUACUACCCGCGGUGACCAUCGCAGUAACGUGUCUGUUGCCCGCACACGCCGCGCCACCCCUUGAUCCUCGACUCCUUCGCUUCGCUCCGACGCGGACUGGCCUAUACCCGGCCCCAGCUCACCCACGACGCUCCCUGUCCUAACUGCGCGUAGUCGCUUGUACUAUUGUUUAUGACCCCUCCCUGCCGCGGCGCGCGCCGUGAUAUCCUACCCGUGUUUAUACCGUCCCCUUCGUCUCUCGCCGUCAUGGCCGGGGUCUUCUGCUGCGGUUUUUCCUUCCUUGAUUUGUUUUAUUUUCUGUGUUGUGUGUUCGUGCCCUUUUGAACGAUCUCCCCGUCGAUCUGUCUCCACAUCUGGAUAGCUAUCUCGUAUGUCUUAGUAUCUUCUGUUCUCUUUCUGUCCGCUUUACGACGCUGCCGCCCGCCCGCGCCGCACUCAC
This is a messenger RNA of Trametes versicolor FP-101664 SS1, 1585 nucleotides long. RefSeq lists its product as uncharacterized. The coding region runs from base 229 to 1161 and encodes 310 amino acids. The record is from RefSeq and is a predicted model, not a curated record. Gene Ontology annotation, cellular component: endoplasmic reticulum membrane. Gene Ontology annotation, biological process: protein folding. Lineage: Eukaryota; Fungi; Basidiomycota; Agaricomycetes; Polyporales; Polyporaceae. The transcript is spliced from 8 exons.